CGCUGCGCCUGCCUUGCAGAUUAGGCGCUGGGAGGGGUCGUGACGCAAAGCAAAUCACAGUAAGGCACAGCAACCACUCUCUGCUUUUUGGUCCAAUCUCACAACCAGCCAAAUAAAAAAAAAAAAAAAUUAUUAAAAAAAAAAAAAAAAAAAAGAGGAGGGGGGAGUUCAUUUUAGGUCAGAUACUCAGAUCAUAGGGAAGCUCUGAUUUCAUAUUGGGCAAAAUGCCCCAAAGACUAAAAUGCCCUGACCUCGGCAUGGGGCCAGCUGCUGGCUGCAGAAGGAACUGGUCCAUUUCUGUGUCCGAGAGCACCCCUGGCACGAGAAGCCACCAGCUCUUGGGAGCAGAAAGAGGCUGCGCACACUGAUCCUUGAAGGGUAAAUUUAGAGGGGAGGAAAGCUAAUGAACCCCCUCAACAUUUCUCAGUGUGGAGUUCCCAACUGGAAGUCAAAAAGAAAAAUUAGCUUCAACCCUCGGCCUCAUUAGCGCCUUUUCAUUUACCGGCAGCUAGCUGCUCCUGAAGGGCACCCCUUGCCUCUCCUGUUUCAGUUCUGAGCUAUCAUCAGCUUUAAUUUAUAGUGAGAUUAAAUUAAGAAAUGCUUUCUUAUGCACUCUGGCAGUGUAUAAUUAGGAGACCCCAGGGGCAGCCAGUUCAGCCGCUGGCCAUGCUGAAGGCUGGGAUUCAGCUGCGCUCUCGCAUCUUGCCAACGAGCUUACAGAAAGCACCACUCAGGCAGGGCUGUGGGGGCUGCCCAAAAAAAACAUCAUCACAGCCUAACUGGUUGGCCCAAACACUCCCCUCCGAGGCCUGUGAAGGGGGAGCAUUUUGGUGCACAGUGCUCAUGGCUACAGCCGUGCCAUGCGCUUGGCAUGAAGUGUCCCCUCCUUAUCCCACCAAGAUCCCCAAACACUUCUGUAUGGGAAGGUCUUGCAUCCUGGCUGCUAAAACCCUGCUGACUGUGUCAGAGGCGCAAGAUGACCCUCGCACUGUGUUUCCACCCCAUAUCCUACAUCUCCCCUUAUAGCAAGGGGGUUCCUGGUCAUGGGGACAGCACCAGGCAGCCAGGCACCCUCAUCUGAGCCUCCUCCUCUGGCCUCAUCCCAAGGGGCAGAAGGAAGAUGUCUGCCCAGAGCUGUGACCUGGCCAGGAAAACUGCCUGAGCAUCACAGAAGGCUUUGUAGCUGAGAAAAGCAUUCAGUCAUGAUAUUAAACUUUUUUUCCUAGGGACUUAUCAAUGGCAUUGAAAACUUCAAACAAAAUCAUAGAAUCAUAGAAUAGUUUGGGUUGAAAGGAACCUUUAAGAUCAUCUAGUUCCAACCCCCUGCUAUAAGCAGGGACGCCUCUAUCUAGACCAGGCUGCUCAAAGCCUCAUCCAGCCUGGCCUUGAGUGCUUCCAAGGAGGGGGUAUCCACAACCUCACUGUACAACCCGUUCCAGUGUCUCAGUAACAUCACAGUAAAGAAUUUCUUCCUAAUUUCUAGUCUAAAUAUGUACUCUUCCAGUUUAAAAGCAUUUCCCCUCAGCCUGCCACUACCUCCCCUCAUAAAAAGUCCCACCCCAGCUUUCCUGUAGGCCCCCUUCAGGUACUGGAAGGCUGCUACGAGGUCUCCUCAAAGCCUUCUCUCCUCCAGGCUGAAGAGCCCCAGCUCUCUCAGUCUGUCCUCACAGGGGAGGUGCUCCAGCCCUCUGAUCAUCUUCAUGGCCCUCCUCUGGACCUGCUCCAACAGCUCUAUGUCCUUGUUUUGCAGGCUCCAAAACUGGACACAAUACUCCAGGUGGGGUCUCAUGAGAGCAGAAUAGAGAGGCAGAAUCACAUCCCCCGACCUGCUGGCCAACUAUCUUACAUGAUCUUUAUUUCAGCAUUAGUGCAAGGCCAGGUUGGAUGGGACCCUGGGCAACCUGAUCUAGUGCCUGAUUUAGUUGUUGGCAACCCUGCUCACGGCAGGAGGGUGGAACUAGAUGAUCUUUCUGGUUCUUUUUACCCAAGCCAUUCUAUCAUUUUGUUAUUCUAUGACUCUAUGAUUAAUGAAAAAAAAUACAGCUGUCUAUCAUGCAUCAACACCAAGUAAAUCACAGAAUCAUAGAAUAUCCUGCGUUGGAAGGGACCCAUAAGCAUUAUCGAAUCCAACGCCAGGCUCUACACAGGACCACCCAAAAAUCAGACCAAAUGUCUGAGGCAAUCGUCUAGACACUUCUUGAGCUCUGGCAAGCUCAGUGCUAUGACCAUGUCACCACCUCAGAGAGAAAGCUGCCCCCCAGCUACCUGCUCAGCUACUUGGGCAACUACACCGACGAUGCCCAGAGCUGGAGGAUGGUCGACAUCACCCGCCUGACCACCAAGUACCAGCAUGACCGGGCUGACCAGCACAUCUGCACCUCCCUACUGAAGACCAAAACGUGCAGCCUAGAGCGGGCCCUGCGCCGCACCCACCGCUUCCAGAAGUGGCUGAGGGCUAAGCGCCUCACGCCCGACCUGGUGCAGGGUCUGUCCAGCCCCAUGUUGCGCUGCCCAUCCCAGCGUCUCCUGGACCGGAUUGUGCGGCGCUACGCUGAAGUGCCAGAUGCUGGCAGCAUCUACAUGGACCACCUCACCGACCAGGACAAGCUGCGCCUCUUGUACACACUGUCAGUGAAUUCACACCCUAUCCUCUUACAGAUCUUCCCCGACGUGGAGGGGUGGCCCUUCCCACGGUACCUGGGCUCCUGUGGGCGGCUGGUGGUCAGCGCCAGCACCCGGCCCCUACGCGACUUCUUCAGGGCAGCCCCCGAGGUGGCAGCUGACCUGGCCCUCCAACUCCUCGCCGUCCUCCACUCCAUGGGCACCAACGACCUCAACUAUUUCUUCUACUUCACCCGUGUGGAUGUUGGCACCUUUGGCGUGUUCAGCAACGGGCAUCUGUUCAUCCGGGAUGCCAGCACGCUGGGCAUCAUCGACAAGGAGGAAGGGAGCCAACCGAUCGAUGGCCAACAGGAGUAUAAGGAUAUCUUUAGCUGCUUGACUGUGGACUGCCAGUCUGCAUUUGUGUCCUGUAACUCCAUCAGAGAGAAGCAGAGCCUUGUCAUGGUGUGUCAAGAGCUUUUACCUAAACUCCUGAGAGGGAAAUUCCUGCCACCUGUACAGGAGAAAAUAGACAGCUUCCUACAGCACUGCGCAGAGGGCCUCGCUGAUGACCAGGACGUCAAUGAGGCAAUGGCAAAGCUGGCACAGCUCCUGAAGCCUCUGCGGUCUUGCGAUUCACGUUUUGCCUACCGCUACCCAGACUGCAAAUACAGCGACAAAUACUGAUGGCUUUGGAGGAAGGCUGCCCAAGAAGGAUGAGGCAGGGUCAUCCCCAACCAGUGUAAGAAGAAGGUGGAACCAGGGAAGCUGAAUGGAGCGGCACCAAUUCCAGGGCUUCCUCACAGAGAUGGAGGAGUUGGGAACAGAGUGCAUGCAGGAUUUAUCGUUCAUCUCCCAGAGAUGCAUUUCUUACUUGGGAUGUUAGAUGUGAUGUAAGGCUUAUGGAUUAGAAACAUUAUCAUGAGUGACAGAGACUACAGGAUUAAUAAAUCUUCUUCAUGUGUUUUGGCCUUGGAAGAGUUUUCCAUGCCAUCCAUUAAAGAGAAGUCCUCUGAAGGCAAUGUGCUCACAGCUAGCUAGAUAGCAGAGUUUUAUUGCUAAGAACAAUUUCCUGAUCAAGAUGAUAUACACAUAAUGUGAGAUGGAUGGAAGCGUUUAAGACUUUCUUUGUGGAGAUUUUUAAUGCUCUAAAAAUCAUAGAUAAACUGAGCCACCUGAUGAGUUGCUUACCUUCAUCCAUCACAGAUCACUUUUAAAGAAUAUUUAAAUGUUAUUAGUUUUAUGGCACACAGAACAGAAAAACGCGAUCAGCAGUAUUAAAAAGCUGAAAGACCCAA
Gallus gallus (chicken) is the source of this 3899-nucleotide messenger RNA. It is a transcript of the gene DIPK2B, whose product is annotated as CXorf36 homolog. The record is from RefSeq and is a predicted model, not a curated record. The transcript has 5 exons. Lineage: Eukaryota; Metazoa; Chordata; Aves; Galliformes; Phasianidae. The coding region runs from base 2314 to 3288 and encodes 324 amino acids.